AAUUUUAAAUUUAAAAAAAACUUUCUGAUGUAGGACAAAAACAUCUAAGCUAAACUCUUCCAUAUUUUCGUUUUCUCGCGUGUUCAAUGUUGUCUUUAUUUGUAGCGAUUGAAUACAAGCCGAUUAAAUAAUUAAAUAAAUUGUGUGAUGUUUCAACGUAAAUUAUGUGCAUUUUCUCCUUGCGGAGAACUUUUUGUUUGUGUAAAUGAUGCUGAAAUCCUGACAAUUUGGGAAACGGCUACUAAUAAUGUUAAACAAGAGUUUGAUGUUAAAUUGAACUUAAAAACCUCUUGCUCUUCUAUAAAUUGGGGAACAUUUCAAAUUACAUCUGUUGAAAAUGAAGGUGAUAAUACAGAAAAGCAGUUCAUAUUGAUUGGAACAAAAAUAGGACAUAUUUAUGUGUAUGAUUAUAGUGUUGGAAAAUUAUAUAACCAUUUUAAUGGGGGCCAUAGCUGUGAUGUCAAUGACUUAAGUCUACACUGUGAAACAAGUAGCUUAUUUAGUUGUUCGAGUGAUAAGUCUGUCGUUAUUUGGGACACCAUUUCUGGAAAGAUAAAUCAACAGUGGACUGCAGAUGAUGAAGAAAUCUAUUCUGUAUCUGUUAUAGAUAGUAAUAAUUUGCUUACUGGAAGCACAUCUAUUAUUUGGUGGAAUAUAAAAGAUAAAAGUGUUAUAAAGAAAUUUCAUUGCCUAGAAGCUCCGAUUACUAUUUUAAAAGUAGUGAACUCCUUAGACAUUUCUUCUGGCUCAUACUUUUUGUCUGCAUCAAUGGGUACACCUAAAAUCAGUGCUUGGUCAUUAAAUGAAAAAAAUUGCCAAAAAGCUGUAGCUUCUUUUGUUGUAAAUAGUGAGCCACAAAGCAUAGAUGGGAGUCAAACUUUUUCUAAAGAUAAUCCCCUUUUGCUAACUGCAGUUACAAAAACAGGAAAUCUGGUUUUAUUUAAACAUGUUUUAAAUGGAAAAACUAAAAAUUUGACUCCGGAAAUGACAGUUGAAGUUGUUUCUAAAGCAACUAAAGGCAAUAGUGAAAUGGCCCCAUCACAUGUUCCUAUUUUUUCUUCCAAAAUUUUGCAUUGUGCGGAAUCUUGCAUAAUUGCAUAUGGAGAUGAUGAUUGUCCCAUAUUUGAAUCAGUGAAUAUAUAUGAUUAUCCCAAAAAGUUAACAUUAGCUAGAGAGAGAAAAUUACAAGAAAAAGUAUAUGACUUCUUUGUACCCAAAGUGAAACUUUGCAAAAAAUGGCAAGAAAAUUCAAUGACAAAUGGUCAAUCUUUUAUUGGUGCAUCUUGUAACAGUCCUAAAAGAAGAAAAGUGGUACAAAUGAAUGCUACAACAGAAUCUUCUUCAAAUGACUCCAACACAACUGUAAAUAAAGUGUACCAGGAUAACAGAUUAUUAAAUUCUUCCCCAACAGUGAAAAAGAAAGAAAAACUUUCCAAAAAACUGGAAAGACCAAAAACUCCUGAAUCAGACAUCGAAGAUAUUGUUAUCUCAACAGAUCCAUCUGAAGUUAUAGAUACCCUCUUAAGAGGUAUAGAUGAAAAAAAUUCAUCUAUAAUAAACUCGGUGCUAAAGUGUGAUGAUUCUGAAUUGAUAGAGGCUGCAGUCAAAAAUCUACCCCUGCCAAGGUUAAAUAUAAUUCUCUUAGAAUUAUAUGAAAGAUUAAAACUUCAAGAUAAAAGGUAUGAUUCCAGUUUGAGACAUUGGUUAAAAGAAAUACUAUCAUAUCACUUACCAUAUUUAAUAACUCAUGAAGAUCAUAAAUUUGUAUUAAAUAAAGUAAGUGAACUUAUUGAUGUCAGAUAUAUCACCCACACACUAUCAAAAAUGAGACUGCUAAGAGGAUUACUGCAAGUUCAUAAAAGGAACACUUCAUCAGAAAGCAGCGAAAGUAGUUCCAGUGAAAAUGAUAUAGAAGAGCUUGUUGAUUCUUAAAAAUCUUGUUUUCUUUUAAUUAUUGUUUAUAAUAUAUGUUUAUAAAUAAAAUUUUCAAUAUUUGUUUAAA
This is a messenger RNA of Parasteatoda tepidariorum (common house spider), 2002 nucleotides long. Its product is annotated as WD repeat-containing protein 43. Gene Ontology annotation, biological process: maturation of SSU-rRNA from tricistronic rRNA transcript (SSU-rRNA, 5.8S rRNA, LSU-rRNA). Gene Ontology annotation, molecular function: protein binding. Gene Ontology annotation, cellular component: nucleolus. The record is from RefSeq and is a predicted model, not a curated record. Lineage: Eukaryota; Metazoa; Arthropoda; Arachnida; Araneae; Theridiidae.